CCUCGCUUGAACCAGAACUAGAUCGGAACGUUAUAUUGUAAGGUGUAAUUUGAAAAAAUAGUUCAAGGACUUGUGUCGACUAGUUCAAAUAUAGUGACUAGUGUUUCGGGACUGUCAGAAAAAUUUCAGGAACUUUUCAAGAAUAAAAUUUGACAUCGACAAUCCUAGGCAGACAUGGUAAUCGCAGAAUAAAGUGAAUGCUUUUAAACUGUUACAAAAGGUGGAAAAUAAAACAACGAAUAUGAUACGAGAAGGGAUUAUCGGAAAACUGCUCCUGCUCCUCGCAAUUGUUUUGCCAUUGGGAUCAGGACAGAACAGCACCCUGAAGAUCAACACGAACGUGAAGGACAUCGAGGCCGGGGCCUUGGCCCUGCCCUCCAUCCAGGGACCCGGGAACAUUUGCAUCCGCGAGGAGCCCUACGUGGAGCAUGUCCAGGUGCCGGAGAUGCAGCCGGUGCGUGUGCGCACCUCCAGUUGGUGCAUGGAGAUUCCACCGAGGUGCGCCACCUUCAAGACGGAAAUGCGCGAGGUGAUGAGGGUCCAGAAAUUGAACAAGACGCGCACAGUUCGCUUUUGCUGCCAAGGCUACGAGGGAAAUCUAUCCGAUAGCCAGGCCACAUGCAAGCCCAUUUGCCGGGGCGGCUGUGGGCGUGGCAGUUGCGUGAUGCCCGAUACUUGCAGCUGCGAGGAGGGCUAUAUUGGCAAGCAUUGCACUCAGCGCUGUGAUCACGAUCGUUGGGGUCUGGACUGCAAAAAUCUAUGCCAGUGUCAAAAUGGAGCAGCCUGCGACAAUAAAUCGGGACUUUGUCACUGCAUUGCCGGCUGGACAGGACAAUUUUGCGAGCUGCCCUGUCCACAGGGAACUUACGGUAUCAUGUGCCGCAAGGCCUGCGACUGCGACGAGAAUCCUUGCAAUCCCCAAACGGGCGCCUGCAUUCAGCAUGAGCAUCCUCUUCAGCUGAAUGUGAGCCACGUCAUCGUGGAGACUGUGAACUCCACGCUGGAGAAGAUGGGUAUUAUUCCGCGUCCCACCACCCCCGUUCCCCUGCCGGAGGUCAUAGUAAUCAAGCAACCGGCCAGCCACGAAAAUGCCCAGCACUCGCCAAAGAUCAUUGUCCAUCAAUCGGGCAGUGAUCUGCUAGAGAAUCUCCAUACGGCUGCAGCCGCCGGGGUACCCACUCCGGAUGUCAUCCACGUCAUCACCAAUGGAAUCACCUCCCCGCAGGAGCACUUGGCCGGAUUCGUCGGAGGUGACUCCAACACCAGUCAGACGGCGACGGCUGAUCAACAGUCCGGCUUGGUGAUCACACUGGUCAGCAUAAUGCUCCUCCUGCUGGUCGCCAUUGCGUUGGGUUCACUGUACGUGUAUCGGAGGUAUCACCACAAAAACUCUGCCGUAUACAAUGCCAACGGAACGGUGACCACGCUGCCUGCGAAUCCGGAGGUGGUUCUCACCGAAGCCGCGGCCCUGGGAAAAAACUUCCACGAACCACUGCCCGAGCCGCCGGUGGCCUUUGCGGUCACUCCCCAACUGAACGAGGCACAACCAGAAUUAUAUGACACUCCCAGCAAUAACUCCUCAAUUAAAACCCCACCCUACGCCUAUGCUAGGAAGGAGUCCCUCUACUCGGUGGUUUCGCCCAAGUCUCGAAAGGGAAGCCUGGACUCGCAUCUGUACGACGAGAUCCGCUACCACCAGCAGCAGCACCACCAGCAGCAGCACCACCCACGGAACCAUCAGCAUGUCCAGCACUCCACCACCGCCUCCGCUUUCCUGCCGGCCAGGCCACUGGUGAUGCCAGUGAACGACCAGUUCUCCAAUGGAGGUCUUCAUCCCCAUCAGCGAUCGCAUCAUGUCACCCACUUGAUAAUUCCGCCACAGAACUCCAACUUCUUGCAGGUUCCUGCUCAAAUCACAGCCAAAAGAGUUGCCCACCUGUAAGUUUGAUUGCUGAUACCAGAGAUUUUUCUACAUAUGAAAAUGCGUUACAUAUUGUACAAAUAUAUUUUAAUUUAAACUUAAAAUGUGGUUUUCAACAUACACCAGGUAAUCUUGUACCAAAUUUUUUAAUAAAUCUACAUUUUAAGUCUGCGAGUUUUCACAACUAUACUUAUUUUUAUGACAUAUUUAGACCAUUACAUUUAUGUACAGGUGUAAACCCAAAUGAUGCAAUUAGCAAGUAACUUUAACAAUCAGCUAACUAUAUUGAUUAUAGGAAAUAUAUUUGAUUUGAACUGGGAAUCACGAAAACGAAUUAAAUAUUUUUAGCAAAUUAAUUCAUAAAUCAUAUUUAGAUAUUAUAAUUGUAUAUUGUAUUAGUAGGUUAGGUGCGUCACCUUAUUUGUAUCACUCUCCAAAGUUGAAUUAGCAUGGUUAAAGGUUACUGUAUUCUUUAGGGGUACUUUUUCUUUAGAUAAGACUCUUAUAUCCAUAAAAAUAUAGUCAGCCAAUAGAUUAAGUUUCGUUAAGUUCUACGUUUGUGGCGUGUGCAAAUUGCCGCAUCGUAAUAGCCUUUUAAAUAUUUAAAAAUAUAUU
Messenger RNA from Drosophila erecta, 2536 nucleotides. RefSeq lists its product as uncharacterized. The transcript is spliced from 5 exons. The record is from RefSeq and is a predicted model, not a curated record. Gene Ontology annotation, molecular function: protein binding. The coding region runs from base 242 to 1942 and encodes 566 amino acids. NCBI's taxonomy places the organism in Eukaryota, Metazoa, Arthropoda, Insecta, Diptera, Drosophilidae. Gene Ontology annotation, cellular component: membrane.